Messenger RNA from Aspergillus luchuensis, 1701 nucleotides. Its product is annotated as FAD-dependent oxidoreductase. Bases 1 to 1701 code for a protein of 566 amino acids. The record is from RefSeq and is a predicted model, not a curated record. Lineage: Eukaryota; Fungi; Ascomycota; Eurotiomycetes; Eurotiales; Aspergillaceae. The transcript is spliced from 2 exons. Gene Ontology annotation, molecular function: oxidoreductase activity; FAD binding.
AUGUUGGCACCAUCCCUCUGGACUAGCUUGUUGGCCCUCACGGCCUCAGCCUCGGCUUCGGCCAUUAGCAGCAACUCUUCCAACUGCCGCUGCUUCCCUGGAGAUGCCUGCUGGCCCUCCCAGAGCGAAUGGGCUCAGUUCAACAAAACUGUUGAGGGUCGCCUCAUCAAGACCAUUCCCUUGGGCAAGCCAUGCCACUCUCCCUACUACAAUGCCUCAGUCUGUGCCUCACUGAAGGAACAAUGGACGGAGCCUGAGCUUCACUACACCUCUAGCAGCUCCGUCAUGGCCCCAUGGUUCGCCAAUGGCAGCUGUGACCCCUUCCACCCGAUUGACAAGCCCUGCACGAUGGGCAACUACAUCGACUACGCCGUAAACGUCUCCACUCCUGCGCAUAUCUCGGCGACCCUCCGCUUUGCCGACACCCACAAUAUCCGGCUGGUGAUCCGCAACACCGCCCACGACUACAAUGGCAAGUCCACUGGUGCAGGUGGUCUGGGCGUGUGGACACACAACCUGAAGUCCAGGACGCUUAUCAGUAACUACACGGACUCGCACUACACUGGCGCUGCAGUGCGGCUGGGCGCAGGUGUGCAGGGAUUUGAGGCAUACGAGUUCGCUGAUGCUCACGGCUACCAGAUCGUAGGCGGAGAGUGCUCCUCAGUGGGUAUUGCUGGUGGAUACUCUCAGGGUGGUGGGCACUCUGCGCUCUCGUCGCGCUACGGACUGGCAGCUGACCAGGUCCUCGCCUGGGAUGUUGUUACCGGUACUGGCGAGCUUGUGACUGCUACCCGUGAUAAUGAGUACAAGGAUCUUUACUGGGCACUCAGUGGUGGCGGCGGUGGUACUUAUGGUGUUGUCGUGGCUAUGACCUCCAAGCUUCACACUUCUACCCCUACUUCCGGUCUGAGCCUGACCUUCACCAACUCCAACAUCACUCAGGAUACCUUCUUCGAGGCUGUCACUCUGUACCACACUCUUCUUCCUAGCAUUGUUGACGCUGGCGUCAUGAGUGUUUGGUACUUCACCAACACCUCCUUCUACAUUUCUCCUCUCACUGGACCGGGUGUCCCUGUUGCCACCCUCCGCUCGUUGGUGGCACCCUUCGAAGCCGGACUCACCAAGCUGGGUAUCAACUACACUCUUGAAGCCAAGAUGUUUGAUACUUAUCUCGAGGAGUUCAACACUAUGGAGGCCGAGAUCGCCGUCGGCAAGGCCCAGUAUGGUGGUUGGUUGAUCCCCCGCGAGGUUGUGGUGCAGAACACCACGGCCUUGACGGACGCGUACCGCCAGAUUGUGUCUGACGGAGCCACCUUUAUCGGAGUCGGCUUGAAUGUCAACCGCUCUAUUGCCGGCGACGUUGACAACGCUGUCUUACCCGCCUGGCGUGAGGCCCUCAUUGAUACUACUCUGACGACUCCUUGGGAGUGGGAUGCCCGUGCCGAGAUGAUUGUCGAGCAGGACAAGAUGACUUACGACUACAUCCCUCUGCUCGAGGCUCUGGCUCCUAACUCUGGAGCGUACAUGAACGAGGGCAACUUCCAGCAGCCUAACUGGAAGAAGGCCUUCUAUGGCGUCAACUAUGACCGCUUGUUGCAGGUCAAGAACAAGUAUGAUCCCAACGGACUGUUCUAUGCUCUUAAGGCGGUCGGCUCGGAUGCUUGGACCCAGUUGGAGGAUGGUCGGUUGUGCCGCGCCUAG